UUUCCUUGUCAAUACAGUGUGCAAAAACAAUACAAAACAUCAUCAACUCUGCAACAGUGCCGUGGUUCAGUUUGGUGCAUCUCAUUAGUAGUAUGUUAAUUUUCUAGGCGAACUGGGUUCCGGCUGCGAAGCAGCAUGUGGCCAUGAGCGAAAAGAUCAACAGCAAGAAAAGUCCCAGAACCUCCAAGAUGACGAACAGAUCAUUCCUGUGGGGCGUCAUGGCCGCCUCAUUAACGUGGUCCAUUAGCAUAUACCUGUACUGGAAUCUCAGCAACACGCCGACGAACGGCGCGGGCGGCAGUGAGCAGCGAUUGGCAAAAGCCCCCACAUCCGCUACCGCGGCAGAAGACACUCGGCAUCUGAUGUUGAGGAAUCAAAACAGUCUGAUUGGUGCAUCGGACGAAAGGCUACAUAAGAAAUCCUCAAAGUGGGCGGAAAAAGGUAAAAGUCUGUUUAAAGAAAAGUACGCCCGAUUCAUGAACGAAAAAGAAAAGCGACGCAUAAGCCAUCGGUUGAUCGACGAGCUACAACCGAUGCUGAUACAACCGAAUGGAACCGACGAGUUCGGAAUGGUGCAAAACUCGGAGGAGCAGUUUAUCCGUGACAUUGGGUACAGGAAGCAUGCGUUCAACGUGCUGGUCAGCAACAAGUUGGGACCGUUCCGACCGAUCCCGGACACACGGCACAAGCUCUGUCAAGCACAGGUGUACGAUAAGGUGCUUCCCGUCGCAUCGGUUGUCAUGUGCUUCUACAACGAACAUCUCGAGACGCUGGUACGUUCCAUUCACACCGUGCUCAAACGGACUCCAGCCUAUCUGCUGAAGGAGCUCAUCCUCGUGGACGAUUGUAGCGACUUCGAGGACCUAACAGUCGGUGGGCAGUUAGAGACAGAACUAGCACAACUUGGUACGAACAAGGUGCGCCUCUUGCGGAACACCGAUCGAGAAGGACUGAUGCGGUCUCGGGUAUACGGUGCACGCAAUGCAACCGGCCAGGUGCUAAUAUUUCUCGACAGCCAUAUCGAGGUGAAUGUGGACUGGAUCGAGCCGUUGCUGGCGCGCAUCAAGCAUGACCGUACCAUCUUGGCGAUGCCGGUAAUCGAUAUCAUCAACUCGGACACAUUCGUGUACACUGCCAGUCCGUUAGUACGGGGCGGGUUCAACUGGGGUUUACACUUCAAGUGGGACAACCUGCCGAAGGGUAGCCUCGAACGUGACACGGACUUUCUCGGCCCGUUCAACUCACCGACAAUGGCCGGUGGCCUGUUUGCUAUCGACCGAGCAUAUUUCAAGGAGCUGGGCGAGUACGAUAUGGGCAUGGAUGUUUGGGGUGGCGAAAAUCUGGAGAUCUCCUUCCGCGCCUGGCAGUGUGGUGGGUCGAUUGAGCUACUGCCUUGCUCCCGCAUCGGUCACGUGUUCCGCAAACGACGUCCUUACGGUUCUCCCGACGGGCAGGAUACGAUGAUCCGAAAUUCACUGCGCCUAGCGCAUGUUUGGAUGGAUGACUACAUACGAUACUUCUACGAGCAGCAACCACAGGCACACCACGUACCGUAUGGAAACGUUAGCGAACGACAGCGUUUACGCGAACGUCUUGGUUGCAAACCGUUUCGAUGGUAUCUGGACAACAUCUACCCGCAAUUGCGUGUGCCGGGCGAGAAAACGUCCUCCGAUGCCAGAGACGCCACCCAGCCCAAGUUUGAACCAUGGCAUUCGCGAAAGCGAAACUACGUGGCUAGUUUUCAGAUACGCCUAUCGAACAGCUCGCUAUGCCUCUCGACCGAGCUGGACAGCGAGAAGAGCCUCUGGAAGAAGGGCUCGGGUUUGGUGCUGCAGCCGUGUUUGCGCGUGAAACAUCAAACGUGGUACGAGACGGAAAAGUCCGAACUCGUAUUGGGGCAGCUAUUGUGCUUGGAUGCACCGUCCAGUGCAACGAAGGGACGGCCCAAGCUGAACAAGUGCCACGAAAUGGGUGGCGAUCAGGCGUGGAAACAUCGUAAAACCUCUGGCACACCAAUCUACAACAUUGCUUCGGGCAGCUGUUUAACUGUGAAAGACAUACGCAAGGGAUCACCUGUGGGGCUGGAUCUAUGCGUUAGUUCCCCACGCAGCACUUGGGAUCUGGUAAUCUCGUGACAACAGAACUGAUGAUAAGAUACUGCAACUUUUUGUAUUCUACACAGACUUUCAAGUUUACCAUACAUUAGAUUCUAGUUAGGUAAUGAAAUGAAUAAAUCAUACCGUUCGUUUAUACAAUGUGA
Molecule: messenger RNA, 2260 nt
Organism: Anopheles arabiensis
Lineage: Eukaryota; Metazoa; Arthropoda; Insecta; Diptera; Culicidae
Gene: Pgant35A
Product: polypeptide N-acetylgalactosaminyltransferase 35A
Exons: 3
Coding region: 144-2135 (663 amino acids)
Biological process (GO): regulation of Notch signaling pathway
Cellular component (GO): Golgi apparatus
Molecular function (GO): Notch binding
Source: RefSeq, a predicted model, not a curated record